Messenger RNA from Hevea brasiliensis (rubber tree), 851 nucleotides. Its product is annotated as prefoldin subunit 2. The record is from RefSeq and is a predicted model, not a curated record. The transcript has 2 exons. Lineage: Eukaryota; Viridiplantae; Streptophyta; Magnoliopsida; Malpighiales; Euphorbiaceae. Gene Ontology annotation, molecular function: protein folding chaperone. Gene Ontology annotation, biological process: protein folding. The coding region runs from base 238 to 684 and encodes 148 amino acids. Gene Ontology annotation, cellular component: prefoldin complex; cytoplasm.
GGCAAGUUAGCAAGUGAAUGUGGAAUACUGGAAAAGACCCGACUCUCUAUUUUGUCGAAGUUGAUGGGAUGAGCCCUAAUUUUCACUGGUGAUCCAGCGCCAAGUCACCUGCGGCCAACCCCAGCGGAAAAACCCCUCUUGCUUGGCGAGCUUCCUAGUGUCGAGUCGCUACCACUGUGCCUCUCCGAUUCUCACUCAGGACCUCCACUCCAUUUUUGCUCUGAUAGUCAGAGAAUCAUGGCCUCCAAAGCUGAAGGCGAUAGGAAGGAACCAAUAAAUGAACAGGCAGUUGUGAAUGCAUACACUGCUAUGCGGUCUGAACUGAAUCAAAUUUACUCAAAGAUCACUGAGCUUGAGAUGGAAGUGAGUGAGCACUCAUUGGUCAUUAAUGCUAUCCAACCACUUGACCCAUCCAGACGGUGCUACCGAAUGAUUGGAGGUGUGCUGGUUGAGAGAACUAUCAAAGAGGUCCUGCCUGCUGUCCAGCGCAAUAAAGAGGGGAUUGAGGAGGUAAUUGCAAGGCUUAAUGAGGCCUUGGAAAAGAAGAAAAAGGAAAUUGCUGAAUUUGAAACUAAAUACAAGAUCAAGAUAAGGAAGCCUGAAAAUGAGGUGCAGGAUGAUGGUGGCAAGAAGGAAGGUUCUUCUCAAGGAGUACUCGUGGGUCCUGCAAGUUCAAAUGAAUGAAUUCAUAAAGUUCAAGGUUCUUCUCAAGGAGUUAUUGUAAUUUUUUUAUCCCCUUCUAUGUUUUCUUGGACAAGUUUGAUAAAGUUGUACUUUUUGUUGUGGUGCACCAGUUGUUGGAUGUGAACUUUGUUGAUCAUGAUUGUAGACUAGCUGAUAUUGCUGAACCA